CACUCCUCAUGUUGGUGCAUAUCGCCGCCCCCGCCUCUCCUGUCUGCUCUCUGUCACUGGACACAUUAACACGGUCACCCUCUCCCCCUCACGCCAAAUUUAGCAGCGCUAUUAGUACAUCGCCCUGCUCCCAGCCCUCCCCUUCCUCCUCCCGCCCAGUCACGGCCUCCCUCCUGGGUGACGCAGAAACUUUCUAGAAAUCCUUCCCAUCGCCCUUUGCGUUUCCAACAUGGAGGACCUGACGGUGGAAGUGCGCGGCUCUAACGGAGCCUUCUACAAGGUAACGGGGCGGGGGAGGCCGGCCGCGGGCAGGGCGGGGAGCCGGGGGGUGAGAGUGGGGGAGGAUGGACCCCCGUGUGGGGGAGAGCCCGUGUGAGGGCCAGGGAGGGGGACAGGCCGGACUCGGGGCCCGGAGAUGGCGGACGGUGGAGGCCGCGGCCGUGCUGGGGGGAUGGAGUGGGCAAAGUGGCCGUGAGCAGCCUGAGAGUGAUCACUGCUCGGUUACUGUCACAGGGAGAGCCAUAUUACUGUGCGCUGACUGUAUGGCUGAGGGUUAUUACUGUGCGCUGACUGUAUGGCUGAGGGUGAUCUCAGUGAUGGCUGAGGGUUCAUUACUGUGCGCUGACUGUAUGGCUGAGGGUGAUCUCAGUGGUGGCUGAGGGUUAAUUACUGUUAUUGUGUGGCUGAGGGUGAUCUCAGUGGUGGCUGAGGGUUCAUUACUGUGUGUUAUUGUGUGGCUGAGGGUUAAUUACUGUGUUAUUGUGUGGCUGAGGGUGAUCUCAGUGGUGGCUGAGGGUUAAUUACUGUGUUAUUGUGUGGCUGAGGGUGAUCUCAGUGGUGGCUGAGUGAUUAAAUAACCCAGUCCCAGCAAUAAAGAGGCCCAUAAUGUCAGUUAUGUCCUAGGGAGGUGUAUAAAUGCUCUAUAUAAACACGUGUGCAGCUCUGUAGUGUUGGUAAGUAACCAUUUGGAUUCUUUAGGCAGAUAUUAUAAUGUUCUCCUUUGUCUACAAGUGGGGUGGCCAAGAGAUGGACCCCCAGCUGUGCUAGAAAUACAACUUCCAUGGGUAGCUAAGCUUUAAGCCUUUCACAGCUUCAUGGGGGUUGUAGUUCAGCUACCAUUGAAGGCCUUGCUUUUCUCUACAGAUUACUUUGUAGGUACACACUUUUCUGAGCUGUGCAUGUUUCUGGUUGUAAAGGUUGCCAUGUUAAUUGCUUGGUAUCCAUCCUCUAACAACAAGUUAUGUUUACUCAAACAGUGGCUUGGGACAGUUUGAAUGUAAAGGGGAUAAUUGUUCACAAAGAUUAAAAAAGGAACAAUAGCAAAGUGCAAUCACUUUAAUCACUUGCUUUUUUUUUUCUAAAUGUGAAAGUAGAUUUUUACUCGUUUCUUCAACAGAGGGGAAACCUGAUAGGAUCUAUGGUGAGAUCAUGAGCUUGUUCUGCAUUGACGUCCAUGAAAAAGACAAAAUAGACGUUACAUCACUGGAGCUAACUGUUUUUAAUAGCUUAUCACAUUCAUAUUACAUAUAGAAAUGUAACCGCAGCAAUUAUGUUCUUGAAAAACUGAAUUGUCUUUGAGUGUGAAACUGUUUGAGCACUUUAUGGAGAAUAACUAUAUGAGUAACGGUCAAGUUUGGGUAACAGUUAUAUAGUGAAGGCUAAGUCAUUAUGUGGUAACUAUUAAAAAGAAAAGAUCAUGAUUUAAAAAUAGUAAUAAGAGAAUUGGCUAUAUAUCUGUGUGACCUUAGUGAGCUUGUAAAAGACUAUAAGGGGAGUUUUGUAAGAGCAUCUUUAAGGUACGGAUUUGAACAUUUUGAUUUGACUUCCAUCUGUUUCAGAGUUCGUGGCCUAAGUCUCUUCUUCCCUGUUUUUCUUUUUUUUUUAAUUUAUUUAUUUUUUUAAAAUACUUUAUGCAUUUCUUUUUAUUAUAGGUAUAGUCUUUUUACUACAGCUGUGAUGCGCAGAUAUAUUUGGAUCUUAAAUUUUGUUUUUCUUCUUGAAUGAGCUGUCCAUAAUUGGUAUAUGGAUAUGGUUGUAAUUGAACUCAUUCAAACACUUUCCUGCCCAUGACACACAAAUUUAUCCUGGAUUCUUUGCCAUUUGAAACAGGCAUUGUUGGUGACAGCUGUUUUUUUGAGAUGCAUAAAGAGAGCAACUUUCAAAAUACUGGUAGGCUAAUGAAAAUGUUAUUUAAGGAACACUAUAGCAUUAGGAAUACAAGCAUGUAUUCCUAACACUAUAGUGUCCGAGUCCAUAUAAAGAUACAGCUCCACACCCCUUUGGACCUUAAAAAAAAAAAAAAGGGGGGGGUGGGAUGUUUUGUGUAACUUUUUUUUUCAGUGGUGAGACUCACUCGGUGUUGCUGUACGCUCCUCUCACAGCUUCACUUCAACGUCAUCAUCAUCCAAUCCAAUGCUCCUCAUAGAAGAGUAUUGGGGACAAGAUGAGAAGUGAGCAGAAAUCAAAUGCUUCUCAUAGCUGCAUUUAAUGGUGUUUGACCUCAUAGAUGUUGAAUGUCACAUGACACAAAAUCAUUGCAGUGUCUGGAAGCCACUGGAUGUUUUAAAUCAAAACUUCGCUGUAUCUAAUGAACAAUAUUUUAGUGACUGGGUAAAACUAAAGGGCAACUAACUGCACCCUGACCACUUCAUUAAGACGAAGUGGUCUGGGUGCCUUCUGUGGAUUUUUGUUUUAAUAAUGGUAGAAUCUUUUGUGAAGAGCUUAUUAAUGGUGCUGGAAUUUCUUUGACGUUCCAGCACAAUUACAAUAUAAGACAAGACAAGACAAGGCAGUGACUACUUUGCCAUAUGUAGAAGACAAUUAGGGUUAUUCACUAAUGGAGAAUUCAAAGUGAAUUUCAAACAUAAGGGGAAAAUAGCCUGAACUGGCUUUAUAGAGCACUGUCAUCAUCUGGGGUUUUAUCGCCGCUGGUGGUCUAGUGUCCAGGGGGCGGGGAAAGGUGAGAUUUACUUACCUGUACCUGUGCCUCCAUAGUCUUUCAGCUGACGUCACUGCUGUACUCUACUUUGUAUGCGCAAGAGAACAGCAUUGAGUUCUAUGGAGGAUGCAGCAAGACCUUUGGAUCCUCCAUAGACCACUAAUAUCCCUGCAGCCGUCACUGUGGUGGGAGAGUGACACAGGCGGCAGUAGUUCUGCCCAGUGUCUUUAAGUGUCAGGCAUGGGAAAUAUACUGAGACAAAGUAGUCCCUGUUUUGUCUUCGUAUAUCUUUUAACUGGGUUGGAAUUUCACUUAAAUUCCAACAGUCAACGAGUAUUUCAUAAAGAUUUUAUAUUCACGAAAUACUCAUUUUGCGUGAGCGAGGGUGGUCACAGUGCCUCUUUAAAUAUAUUCUCUUUGAAUUCUCACUUUAGUAAAUAUUAAUGUUUUGCAAACUGGAGGAAAUAGAAGAGCUUAAAACAGCUUACAUCUGCCACAUUUUGUCUUUUCCAUUCAGUGAUUUACUCACAACAGCUGAUGGACCUAUUCCGUGUGAUGUGCGUGCACAAGAUCUACUGGAGAAUGAGGAAUCUUCCAAAGACUUCUGCUAUUUACUCUAGUGUAGUCAAGCGAGUACACCAUUGACUUGGGUUAUCUACAAGUAGCUCAAAAAUGAGAGAGAGAGCAGGUUGAGGGACAACUUUAGAUAGGCAGGUCUCACAUUCCUCAACAACCAUUUGCCCUAUGCAAUAUGACAUGGAGUUGUAAAGUACUGUAUUUCAUAAUUGUCAGCGCUGAAACCCACUUCCCGAAAAAAUUAGCAUGUCAUAAAGAUGAAAUGCUCAAUAAGACUGUGUUGGAAUUUCAUUAAAAUUCCAUCACAGUGAAAAUAUAUCUUCAGACAAAGCAGGGACAUCUUUGUCCUAUGAAUUUUUUUAAAAAAUUUUUUUCUUCGCUUGUCAAAGCUCAACAAAAGGUGAAGAUACCUCAUGUCAAUCCGUCACAGCUGAAGGGAAAAAGACUUUUGUAUGGAGUAUCCCUCCGUCAUGAGGGAUCGCUCAGCUCAGUUCAGUUUCUGCUAAUAACCCCCCUAGUAUCAGCCUUCCUACCCCCAUUCUCUAAUAACCCCCUAGUAUCACAGCCUACCUACCCCCAUUCUCUAAUAACCCCCCUAGUAUCAGUCUUCCUACCCCCAUUAACCCUGCCUGAUGUAAACAUAGCAGUUUCCAAGAAACUGCUAUGUUUACAUCUGGGGUUAAGCCAGCUUCUAGUGGCUGUCUUCCGGACAGCCACUAGAGGUGCAUCGGCAAUGAUUGAGGCAUAUUAUGCCUCAAUCACGCAGAGCGUCCAUAGGUAAGCAUUGAAAAAUGCUUUCCUACGGACACUUUGAAUGCGCGCGUGUCAGACAAGGAUGCUGACGUCGGCGGGGGAGGAGAGGUAAGGGAGCCCAGCAGAGGAAAAGGGUGAGGAGCUGAAGGGGUUUUAACCCCUUCAGUGCCGCGGGUGGGGGCACCCUCAGGGUACUAUAGUGUCCCUUUAACAACAUACAACUUACUGUAGUGAUUAUGAUGCACCCAAAGCUGGACCUCUCUGUUGCUGCCUGGAUACUGCUGCCUUUCCUUUCUGUACAAUUCUGCAUGGAUUUGUACAAAGAAUGGAGUGAAAUGUUCCAUAUUAUCUGGAUGGUAACAGAGGGUUUGGGAUUUUGGUGCCAAGAUUUUUAACAGAUUAAAUGGUUUGAGAAAGAUUGGAAGGACUACACCUUUCAUUUGCAGCUGUGAGUAGCUGAAGAAAUGAGCUGUACAGAUAUUCUUUUCUAUGUCUGAUAAAAACAUCAAGGACUUUGAGGAUUCCACAUUUACCUGUACUUUGGGUCUUAUUAGGUAUUUAUAUCAGAGGUGACUAAAAGGUGUUACAACAGUUGAACUAAAUCUCCAGUGAUUGUUAGCCAGGCCUAAGGGGGGUGAGCUUCAUGUGAAUUGUAGUUAUAAAACACCACGAAAUCUACUUUUUGGCCAUCCCUGCAAAAAAUGUUGUUCUACCGUUUGGAUCUUCAGUGCAUUGCCUGCACUUCUUAGGAGAAUUGUGGAUUAGUCACCAUGGCUAUUAAUAUUUAAUGUUUAUUUCACUUAUUAUUAAAUUACAGGCAUCUGUAGUCUAAGUUGAACUUCAGUAGGAUUUAAGAAUAGAUUGCUUAGUUAGAAUAUGUAACAAGAAAGACACCUAAAGUAUGCUGUCCGGGAGGUGGGUGUUUCUCUACAAAGUAUUGCAGCUGCCACUGUCGCUCUUCAAACGCCAGAGCAUUGUCAGCAAUUUCAAACACAUUGGAGCCUUUCUAUUUUUAAAACUGGUUUUCCUCCAUUUGGCGGUAUAUUCAGCUGUAUAAUUACUCAGGUAUUUGGUUUUAAUAAUUAUUCAAGUUUUCUGUAAAAUAAGAAAAUUAUUUAAUUUAACAUGAUUCUUUGCUUUUUCAAACUUAUCACAAAACUAUUUAUUUUUUAUUUUUGAAUGAGUCACCGUAAAAGUAAUCAGAUAUUUUACAAGUGCAACUGUGUACCUUCAAGAUCAAUCCAGCCUACAUUCUCGAUUUAUUAUUUAUUUUAAAAAAAUGCAAACAGUUUUUCUGAACACAAAGUAUUGGUUAAUCAUUAUUUUACCCCCCACUUAGGCUAUUGCAUUAGGUGGCAACUGGGGUUUGUUGGAAAGGGUGGGGGUUAUAGUGGUAUCAAACUUCAUGAAGAAUGAUCACAGGUGCAAGAAGUACAUUGCUGACUGAAACACUAAAAAUAUUUAAGUGCAGCUGGCAAAACAUUUAGAGAACAUAGGUUUUCCCAACUUGAGUGUCUAUGUAGUCUGAUGUUUAGCUAUUUGCCUUAGCUUUUCUUUCAAUAUGUGAAACAAUAAAAGUGUUUUCCACAAAUCAUGUAGGUGGCAAGUUUACGUUGGAUUGUUACUAGGAUAUGCAGGAUAAAAUUUAUUUCAGAAAACUGCUUCUUCCUCAUCCAAGAUUUCCAUAGACUUUAUUGUUCAAGUAGUCCAGUCAACUUGUGACGUGAGCUGCAUCUCAUAAAAAUUAGAGUUGCAAGUGCCUGCUGAGAAUUGUGAAAUGCAAGAUCGCCAGAAGACUGUGCAAGUGCAUAGAGAGCCAUGUGUCAACUUAUUUUAGGCGCCAGUGUGCAUUUUGUAGCACUGUACGAUAGAUGGAUGAGGCAUACAAGUAAAUACAAUAAGACAAGUUUGAAUUGUGAACAAAUGGUUGUGACGGUCCUGAUUCAAUAAGCUUACAAUCUAAAGGAUGUGGGUUAAGUACAUUCAAUUCAAAGUAAAAAUGGACCAAGUGCAGAAAUCCCUACAGCGGUUGUCUCACCUGCCAAUUCAAGUGCUUUUAUGACAUAGCAGCGAAACCAGCUUCAUUUAUAAACAUGAACACAAGUUUUGGUGGUGAUUUUAUGUUCACAAAUGAAAAUACUUAUUUUUGCUGAGCAAGGUAUUUAUUUUUCCAUGGUAUGUGUAAUUUUCCUCAAGCUUUAAAUUGGCAGUCCAAGUACCAUAGGUUUAUUGUUUAAAGAGCACUAAGCCCACUCCCAUGUUUGAAAGUGGGGGUUAUAGAAGUAACUUUUUUUGUUUAUGAUAAAAUGUAUAUAAACAUACAAACCGUUCUAGAUUGCCAGUGUCAGUUUGCCAAGAGGUAACUGGGCUACAUAUAAAUUGAUAACCAUAGUAUGGCUGCUGCAUUAAUAAAAGGUCACAUUUUACAAAUCUCUUUUAAAAGGGAUACUCUAAGAACAACUAUACCUUAAUGAAGCAGCUCCCUGUUCAGUUGUCUGCAUUUAGGUGUAAAAUUAGUUUCUGUUUCUGCAGCUCUAGCCACACACCAACUGGCUAUAUCUUGCACAGCCAACAUGAAAAAAAAGGGGUUUCAUUUUCAGUCAGAUCUGGCAGCACAAUGUGUUUACUGGAGACGUUUUUAUCUCCUGCUCUGUUAAUUGAACUUUUAUCACACAUAGAUGUGUUGCAGAUUGUUAACGGAAUAGUAGACACAAAUGUUAAACUAAACAGACUGUGCAUUAAAGGAAGUUUUAAACAUUUAGUUCUCUCUUUACAGAAAAUGUGUAAGUCACAUAUUUUGGGGAGGGAUUACUAGGGUUGCAUAAAUGUGAUUUUUAACUCCUGUGUGGCAGAUAAUUGCACAGUAUGAUUGCAGGGCAUUGUCUUUGCACCAAAGCAACUCUAUUAAAGGGAUACUAUAGGUACCCGGACCACUUAAUCUCAUUGAAGGGGUCUGGGUGCAGUGUCCUUAUCCACCUUAGUCCUGCAAUAUAAAACAUUGUGGUUUUUGAGAAACUGCAAUGAUUACUUUGCAGGACUAGGACUUCCUCUAGUGACUAUCAGACAGCCACUAGAUGUGCAUCCUGGAUUCUCAUGGAGUUUGACUCUGUUAAAUGACACUGGACAUCCUCAUGCUCUGCAUGAGGCCCUCAAAUGUCUGUGAAAGCCCCAUAGGAAAGCUUUGAGGCAAUGCUUUCCUAAGGGGAGGGCCUAAUAUGCACGUUGUGCAUACGCAUUAGAUCUACCUGUUGGAGAGGGCUGAGGGACAGCGUCAAUGGAUUCUGGUAAACGAGUAAAGUUUUUUUUUUUUUUUUUUUUACUCUUUAUGCACCAGAAGGACUAGAGGGCACUAUAAUGUUAGGAAUAUAGAUUUGUAUUCCUAACUCUAUAGAAUCCAUUUAAGCUAAAGUUGUUUUGGUGCUUCUAGUUUCUACUCUAAAAUGUCCCUUUUAAUAGAGCUAGAGGGGUUAAAUGCAGUAACAUACAGUCAGCAAGCUAAAGUGGUCUGAAGUGUUUUGAUUUUUUUUUUUUGGAGCCAUUGGUCACAUAAGAUGAAACCUAGAAUGUGAUGGCCAACAAGAACCAUUCGGCCCAUCUAGUCUGCACAAUUUUAUAAAUAUUUUCAUUAGUCCCUGGCCUUAUCUUAUAGUUAGGAUAGCCUUAUGCCUAUCCCACGCAUGCUUAAACUUCUUUACGGUGUUAACAUCUACCACUUUAGCUGGCAGGCUAUUCUAUGCAUCCACUACCAUCUCAGUAAAGUAAUACUUCCUGAUAUUAUUUUUAAACCUUUGCCCCUAUAAUUUAAGACUGUCCUCUUGUUGUGGUAGUUUUUCUUCUUUUAAAUAUAGUCUCCUCUAUUACUGUAUUGACUCCCUUUAUGUAUUUAAAUGUUUCUAUCAUAUCCCCCCUGUCUCGUCUUUCCUCCAAGCUAUACAUGUUGAGUUCCUUUAACCUUUCCUUGUAAGUUUUAUCCUACAAUCCAUGAACCAGUUUUGUAGCCCUUCUCUGAACUCUCUCUAAAGUAUCAAUAUCCUUCUGGAGAUACGGUCUCCAGGAUUGCGUACAAUACUCCAAGUGAGGUCUCAUCAGUGUUCUGUAUAAUGGCAUGAGCACUUUCCUCUUUCUACUGCUAAUACUUCUCCAUGAGAUGAAGUUGUUUGGAUUACUGCCUUAAAGGUGUGUCCCUUUAAGGUGUUUAACCAUUUUCUAAUGGUUUCACACCUAAGUUCGUCUUUGAGCACUCAGCCACACUCCUCCUCCGGUGUAGGAAAGCAGGAAGGGAAGUAUUGCUGGUGAUAAGCUGACUCUCUGUAUCACCAUUACUCACUGCUUCCCCUCUUCCUCUCCUUUAGAGGUAGAGCAGGGGAGGCAAAAGGUAGGGCGGAUAAGUGCCCAAGGACCAACGUAGGUGUUAAACUGUUCAAAAAUGGUUUCUUACCUGAAGAUAUGACUGUCCUCCAGGACUCCAGUCCCCCAAACAGCUUCAUUCAGAUGAAGUCUUUUGAGAAUGUAGUGUUCCUUUAUUGUAUGCAUUUGGCACACACUUUAUUUUCCUUGGGAAUUUACGAUAACAACUUCAACAGAUUUAAGUUAUUUUUGUGCUGGGCGCUGACUUGUCUGACUGCUCUGCCUCUGAACUUUCACUCCAAAUCUGUGCCUUUAAUCAGGUAGCUUCUAUCUAGGCCCCACUGACCGGCUGAAAGUGUAUCAGUCAGCAGACUAAUUUAGCCUGCCAUUUGGCUCAGUCCAAAUCUUUAAUAAGGAAGUAAUUGUGGAUUGGAAGUCCAGAGGCAAACUGGUGCCAGGACCUUCUUACACUAUAACGUUGUCGUCCUGAUAAGGUUAAUGUGCCCGGAUAGGUCCUUUUAAAGGGUUACUCCAACCAUCAUGACUACUUCAGUGAUUUAAAAUGGUCAUGGUGUUAGGAUUCUGUGCAGUGUUUCAGUUUGAAAGGUAUGAUGGGUAUUAGGAACUCUGUUCUGGGAUGCCUAAUGUCAAUUCUCUGCAAGUUUGAAAUUUGUCAUCAGUGCACACAUCUUACUGGUGACAGACAUGCUUAACACUCCUAGCACCAUAACCACUACAGAAUGCUGAUUAAGGUGCCUGCUGCUUUCCACACCCACUUGUAAAGUAUCUUUAAUGAGGCUGCAUAUCAAAAGGAAAUAAAGACCAAAGAGCCUUCUACAACAGGAACUUGGAAUUUAUAUCAUGCGACUCCCAGGACAUGCAGUUCUAGAUGCCUGGCAGGAAGAUUUUUUAUUUAUUUUUUAUUUUUUUAAUUAUUAUUAUUAUUAUUAUUAUUAUAUUAGGCAGGGCUCCUUUGGGUGUAGUUGGUGUCCAGCAGGGACAAUUUCUCCGGCAGGCUUACCGAGACGCCAUGAUGGGGGCCGUCUGCUGUUGCAGGAAGGUGUGCGGAACGUCAGCAGCCUCCCACUCAUCACGAUGCUCAGAACUAGUGGCUGCUUGGAUUCUGCAUCAUAUCAUAUCCUGGGUGCUAACACACUCUAAAGGGUAGAGGGAGCAUGGAACAGGCUGCACAUCCACGGAAUAUCAGCUGCUGGUAGCUCGUGUAUGGGUCGGUGUGCAGUGUAUGUUCCACUGUCUGGUGUGGGAUUAUGGAUCAGUCUGUGUUCAAAACCACAUUCAGUCAGGGUGCACAUCAAAUGCAGCCAACACACCACAUUUGCGUUCAGCAGUCUGUACUCUCCGCAUGACAUACAGCCAGUGUUCACCACACGCACAUGACACACUGCAAGCACACACUAUGAAAAAGGAGUCUAUGGGAGGGCAUAGUGCAAACUACUUUAACCCCAUAAGGACACGUGACAUGUCAUGAUUCCCUUUUAUUCCAGAAGUUUGGUCCUUAAGGGGUUUAAGGAUCAUUAUAGGGUCAGGAACACAAACCUGUAUUCCUGACCCUAUUGUGUUAAAACCACCAUCUAGCGCCCCUGGGCCCCUCAUGCCUCCAUACAUAUAGCAAAAUCUUACUGCAGUCAAGCCUGAAGCUGUAGAUCUGCAUGCUGUUAGACUCAGAAAAAAGCAAGCUGCCUGCUGACCUCAUCAGAAGUGGUGGCCUGAUCCAAUCACAAUGCUUCCCCAUAGGAUUAGCUAAGACUGACAAAGAGGCAGAUCAGGGGCAGAGCCAGCAAGAUUUAAACACAGCUGUGGCCAAUCGGCAUCUCCUUAUGGAGAUGAAUUGAAGUUCACUGUCUGCAUUCAGAGGGAGGAGAUACUGAAUCUGUGGAUGCAUUUUAGGGAGCCAUGACCCAGGAAGGAUCUCUAACAGCUAUCUAAGGAGUGGCCAGUGAAGUGAUCACUAGGCUGUAAUGUAAACACUGCAUUUUCUCUGAAAAGACAGUGAUUACAGCAAAAAGUCUGAAGGUAAUGAUUCUACUCACCAGAACAAAUUCAAUAAGCUGUAGUUGUUCUGGUGACAAUAUUGUCCCUUUAACACUGGCUAUUCUGUCUAGUCACAACAUGGCUACUUUUGCCUCAGUUUUAGCAUUUGAAUUUAUAAGGCAUAGAGAUUUUUUUCCUUAUUGGCUAUUUUUUGUCUCCAUUCCUCAUUUCAGAUGUAUUUUGUGAAAUUUCAGAGUUCAGCAAAUAACCCUGUACAUGUCCAGGUCUUAUUUUGUGUUCAGACAAUGAUUGUCAGGUAGAUUGGGGUACCACAUUAGUCCCUUAAACAUGUAGAUGUAAAAUAAAUAAAAAAAUUUUUAAAAAUACAUGUUCUGUUAGACAAAAUAAUACUAAUGCAUAGUUUGAAAUCCACAUUUUUAUUUUUAUUUUAUUUUUUUGUAAAAAGAAUAAACAGAACCUAUAUUUUGUUUUCAGAUACUCCUGUCGAUCGAUAUAUAUAUAUAUAUAGAUAGAUAGAUAGAUACACACACACACAAAACUUAAACUUAUUUUUUAUUUUACAGGGAUUCAUUAAAGAUGUCCAUGAAGAUUCACUUACAGUUGUUUUUGAAAACAAGUAAGUAUAUUUUCUCAAGAUUGUUUUAUGCAGUAUUUGCACUCAAUUGGUUUACUUAUUUACUGUUCUGUUUUCUUAGCUGGCAACCAGAGCGUCAGGUUCCAUUCCAUGAAGUUCGAAUGCCACCGUUACCCGAUAUUAAGAAAGAAAUUACAGAGGGGGAUGAUGUAGAAGUAAGUUUCUGAUUUAAAUAGUUAUUGGAUCUAUUAAGGAAUUUGGACUAUCAAACUUGUGCACAAGUCAUAUUCUCCUGCUACAAACAAAUCAAAUUCCUGUUUUAUGUCUGUAAGACUCCACAGGUGAUGGAUGAAUUAAUUUGUGCAUAGCUUAGCAUGAAUUUGAUUCGUCCGUCGCAGCUGUAAAGGAUUUCUUCACAAGUUUAUUAAAUACUACAUUCUCCUUAUUAAAGACUGCCUGUCACUUUUCCUGAACGUGACAGUCCCCCUGUUCAUUGCUGUGGUAAAUGCUACUGAAACAUUUACUGGAGUGAUUAGUGAAUUUAAAACACGUGUAGUAAUUUGAAUUCAGGCACUGUCAUCUUCUCAUGAUGCUCCUAGUCCAUUCCUGUAUGAUCAAGCAUCAUCUUGCAGAAAGAGCCCAUUUGGCCUCAGGUAUUUCUUUCAUGGUUCCAUACCCUUGUAUGCUCCCUCACAGCAUAAAUGGCACCAUGGUGUGGGGGGAGAUUGUUAACCUGACAUCUAUGUGCCUUGCUGUGUCUUAACAGCCCUACAUAGGAUGUAGCAAAAACUUGCAUUGAAGUAUUUUCUUAAAGAUUACCAGUGCCAUAAUUUUAUGUAUUGUGAUCAAGACACUAGUCUUUCAGACAGGCUAAAUGCAUUGCAAUACAAGCCAUUGUAGUGGGUAUUAUAGUAGCAUCAUGUUUGGCACUGUCCUCUAGUAGUAUCAGAACAUCCUGAGGUUCGCUCAUGAACCAACACCUUGCUGUCUAUAGCACUAUGUUGCACUUGCAUUGCAUGUAUUUGAUAAGUUUUAGAACUGACACAUUUAGCCAAUGAAUGCUGUCCAAACUUGGACAAAAUUGAGAAGAGCAACUCUGUUAUGGAUGUCCUUGAUACUGCAGAAUAAGUUGAAUAAGCACAAAAGUGUAUUGAUUAUGUAUUGUGUUCCAUCAAACAGUUUGAUUAUGGGAGUUAAUCAUCCCAUAAUGCUAAUAGCUGCUUGCCUGCUCUUCCUAUGUUCUGGUGCCAUCUGCUUAUAAACUAUUUUCGGCAUACACCUCGUUUGCUGUUGGUAAAACUAAAACCUCCAUAGAAUUGUCGAACACCAGGUACCUUGUUGGGCACAGGUAAAAACCGUAAACAACCAAUAAACAGUCAGGUGAUGAGUCACUCCCAUACAUUCCACACAAUCCCUCCCCUCUGCUUAGGAGUUAAUUGAGUUAAUUACUGUAUCAACUCAAUAAUCUCCAAACAAAAAAAUGAAAGUUAUUCCACAUUUUCAGAAGUACCUUAAAAACCUAUCAUACUCCCACAAUUCAUCCCUUGCUAGCCCCGAUUUGGGGGAGCAACAUACUGAAAAAUCACCCAGAUCGGUUCAGGGGCUUGACAAUUCUAUGGAGGUUUUCGUUUUACCGACCGCACACAAGGUGUAUGACGAAAAUAGUUCCAUGCGUCUGGGCUGUGCGGUCAGUCUACGUUAGAGAGUUUGAAUUACACUAAAUUACCUUUAAAACUGGUUUGUGCUUUAGUUUGUUGAAAUCCCCUCGUUCGUGUGGUUUUCACCGAAUGCCACUCUGUUCCCCUGAGUUUACACAAACUUACAUGAGGGUGGAAGUCUCUGCGGUGUUCGUGCUGUCAAGUGUCCGAUUUGCGUUCCAGACACUCAACGACCAAACCCCGCUAGUGCAGUUCAUAUUCUAAGAUGGCCGCAGCCACGUGUUCGCAUAUACGAACGGCAGCCACCCAGGGGAUCACCCAGUUGGUUCGUGUCUUUGUAGUUAAGAGAGUGUGUACAGGGUUAGGAAGGUCAAUUGGCGCCACGCUCCUCGCAUGGUUGGCCUGGUGGUUCGGUAUUUAGUUUAUUUGUCGAAUCAUAUAGGGAAAGUCAGCUGAAGUAGAGAUAAUACCGAACAACCAUACGAAAGGACACAAUGUAAUAAUUUGUUACUUGUUUCCCCAAGUAACGAACAGUAGCAACACUAGAAAAUUAACCCCUUAAGGACGGAGCCAAAUGUACACGUUUGAACAAAACAAAAUGUAAACAAAACCUGGCAUUUGCGCUACAUGUCUGUCCAACCGUAAUUCACCUCUUUCAUAGUAAAUGCACCCACCCUUAUUAUAUAUCAUUUUAUUCAGGGGAAACAGGGCUUUCAUUUAAUAUCAAAUAUUUAGCUAUGAAACAUAAUUUAAUAUGAAAAAAAUGGGAGAAAAUACGAUUUUAUUUUUUUUAGUUCUACAUGACAUUUUAACUGUCAAUGUCAUUCUACUGUUUGCUUUUACUGCAAUAAAAUACACACAUUUGUAUUCAGCAAAGUAAAACAGUACCCCCAAUGUACAGGUUUUAUGGCGUUUUGGGAAGUUACAGGGUUAAAUAUAGCACGUUACGUUUGCCAUUGAAAUUCGCCAGAUUGGUUACGUUGCCUUUGAGACUGUAUAGUAGCCCAGGAAUUAAAUUUACACCCAUAAUGGCAUACCAUUUGCAAUAGUAGACAACCCAGGGUAUUGCAAAUGGGGUAUGUCCAGUCUUUUUUAGUAGCCAUUUGGUUACAAACACUGGAUAAAGUUAGCGUUAGUAUUUGUGUGUGUGAAAAAUGCAAAAAAAGCCAAUUUUGGCCAGUGUUUGUGACUAAGUGGCUACUAAAAAAGACUGGACAAUACCCCCUUUGCAAUACCUUGGGUUGUCUUCUUUUGCAAAUGGUAUGCCAUCAUAGGGGUAAUUUAAAUCUUGGGCUACCAUAGGGUCUCAAAGGCACCGUAACCAAUCUGGCAAAUUUUAAUGUGAAAAAAAUGAAACACAAGCCUUAUAUUUGACGAUGUAACUUUUGAAUACACCAUAAAACCUGUACAUGAGAGGUACUGUUGUACUCGGGAGACUUCGCUGAACACAAAUAUUUGUGUUUCAAAACAGUAAAAAGUAUCACAGCAAUAUCGUCCGUGUAAGUGCUGUUUGUGCGUGGAAAAAAUGCAAAAAAAGUCACUUUUACUGGCAAUUAUCAUCGUUGUAAUACAUUUUGAGGUCCUCGCAAGGACCUCACUCUCACAUGGCUGGGGGGGCUGCAGGAAAAAAAACAAAAACAAAGGGCGUACUAUUACGCCUGGCGGCGUUUAGUGCCGCCUAAAAUAGGACGUAAUAGUAUGCCCUCCGGUCUUAAGGGGGUUAAAGGCACACAAGGGGUAUGGACAGCCCCUAGUACAAAGAGGGGUACUGUGGCAAAGCCCAUUAGGCUACAGCCUAUUUUUUUUUAUUCAAAUACCUUGUUUAGGGAUUAACCAUGCAAAGAUCUUAAAAUGCCAAUUUUCUACUAUUUUUUUAUUUGUUUUGUUUGCCUUUUUAAUUCUUCCUCCUACCCAAAUAACUCCUUGUCAUCAAUCUGGUCUUGUGAUCAAGUACUUACUCAAACCUCUUCUAUAUCUUUGUCAAAUAACUUAUGUCUGUCCUUCCUUUCAGUUCCCUUUAUUUCUCUUUCUUAUAGUCUCUCAGUUUCUACAGUGCUUUCCUAUGGACGCUUGCGUCUUCUCACUGUGAUUUUCACAGUGAGAAGCACACAAGCGCCUCUAGCGGCUGUCAGUGAGACAGCCACUAGAGGAUUUGGAGGCUGGAUUAACCCAUUUAUAAACAUAGCUGUUUCUCUGAAACUAUGUUUAUAAAAAAAGGGGGUUAAUCCUAGAGGGACCUGGCACCCAGACCACUUCAUUAAGCUGAAGUGGUCUGGGUGCCUAGAGUGUUCCUUUAAUGGUGAAUGCAAUAACUCCACUUAAAUGGUGUUAGCAAUAAUUUGUUUCUAAGAUCGGACAGAAAUUAUCGAAAUGUAAAGGUAUCUUGUAAGCCUUUUCAAACUUUAAGGGACAUUUCACUACCCAAUUUAGUAAAAUAAGUCACUAUUUAGUAGAUAUGUCCCCAAUGAAAGCAUGCUUGAUUAUUUUUUUUUUCAUUGGGUCUAUAUCAAAUAAAGCAAUUUACAAAAGCUGCAGCUCUCUUGUCUUCAGACUUUCUGUGGCUGUCUAAUCAGACUUCCCAGUGCAGCUCAAUGAGAAGUCUUUGCAAGGUAGGUGCUCUGAGCAAUAACUUCUUUAGAAGAUUAGCUUCACUGCGCUAAACAACAAGGAAAUAACAACCUAAACUAGGUCGGUGUAACAAGGUUAAUUUAUAAAAGUACACAUUUCUGUUCAGGUCUGCACUUCUUGUAAAUGGGAAAGAAAAAGUAGACACUAUUCACAUAAACCACUUCAACAAGCUAAAGUCUUUAGGUGUUGGGUGUGUGUGUCUUUAACGUCCUUACACUUCCUAAUUUGUCAUACAUUUUUACUUCUUUUGUUAAUGUUUAAAUGAAAGUGCAUCUGUAUGUUAUCAUAUUUUCCAUUUUGUUACAGAAUGUUUUUUUUGAUUGUGUAAAUUAAGUAUUAAGGUUUAGCUAUAUAUACAUUGCAAAUCAGUGAUCUAGGACUAGUUUCAUUAGGUUGAGUUUGAAUAAUAUGUUGUCACAUCACAUCUGGUAUUGUAUUAUUUGUAUCUAAAUCAGUGUUUUCCUUUUAGGUUUACUCCAGAGCUAAUGACCAAGAACCAUGUGGUUGGUGGCUUGCUAAAGUACGAAUGAUGAAAGGAGAGGUAAGCAUUAAUGUUUACAUAAAUAUAUUUUAUCCUUCUGUGUAUUUGAUAGUGCAAAAUCUCUUUAAUUUAGCAUUCGUAUAUAAGGGACACUGUAGGCACCCAGUCCACUUAAGCUUAUUGAAGUGGUCUGGGUGCAAACUCCCAUAACCCUUAACACUGAGCAUGUAGUUUUUAUAAACUGCAAUAAUUACUUGCUAAGGUUAACUCCUCCUCUACUGGCUGUCUACCAGACAGUCACUAGAGGGACUUUAGAGUGGAUAGGCUACUUUUGGUCACCUAAAUGAUUUUGGAUGUCCUCACACUAUGCAUGAGGACUUCCAGUGUCCCCAUUGGAAAACAUUGAAUAAUCCUUUCCUAUGGGGAAACCCAAAUGCGAGUGCGGCCAUUGCCACGCAUGCACAUUAGGUCUCCCCCGACUGAUGUCUGUGGGGGAGGAUCGUGGGCAGAGCUGAGCCAGUGCUGAGGGACAUCGGUGCUUGAACCAGGUAAGUCCAGCACAGGGGAGAGACCUUAACAGAGGGGGAAAAUAUAGUGCAAGGAGCAACAAAGUUGUUAAUUGUUAAUAUUUAGGUAGUAUGCUGCCUGAGAUUAUCUGCGAUAAGGAGAAAACACCUCUGGUGACAGCUGCCUCUCCAAUGUGUAAUCCCCACUGGUAUUUGGUAGAUUUGCACAUACAUGUUGUGGUUUCGGAAAGGAGGUGGUCGGUAUUUUCCCCGUUCAUUACAGGACAUAUUUGCAUGUAUGGUAUUCUAAAACAUGAUCUUCCCACUAAAAGAGUGAGUGUGUGUGUACUGCCUCUUUGAAAAUAAACUUAUUUUUACUAUGUUAAGCAGUCUGAUCGUUUUCCAACUUACUUUUUUAAAUUUUAUUUUAGUUUUAUGUUAUCGAAUAUGCUGCUUGUGAUGCUACCUACAAUGAAAUAGUAACUUUUGAACGACUUCGACCUGUGAACCAGAACAAAGCCGUUACAAAGAAUUCUUUUUUGAAGUGCACUGUGGAUGUUCCAGAAGAUUUAAGAGAAGCGUGAGUUUUUUUUUUUUUUUUUUUUUAAAGUUGUAGAAUUUCAGAAAAGCAAAUUUUAUGAUACAAAGGCAUUGUACUACAUUAUAAAAGAUGCAUGUAAAUCAUCUAGGUGUUUAAGCAUUUUGGUCUGUUGGCCAAAUUCGCUAUACAAAGGAUUGCUGCACUUGUUUCCCUUUUUAGAGCUGCAUUAUGUUCUCCACAUAUAGAUGGCAGUACUUAUAGCUGGGUAUUUUUUCAUAACUACACUUGUAACCAUCAAGGACCUACAAUUUGAAAUGGGUCCCUGAUCCUAAGUAUCUGUAAAUAUAGGACAUCAUCCCAUCUACUGCAUAUCUGAAGCAUUGGCAUUGCUCAGGAUGCUAUUCAGCAUUGGUUUGCAGAGGAGCCUUUUUUUAUUGAAAUCUUGGGCAGCAGAUACAGCAUAUAGGAAUCUCUUUGAGAAAAGAAGACAACUGCCACAUAAGAUACACUUUUGAAACAGAUGUCAGAAGGAAAGUAAGCUCUGCAAUGAGAGAGCCAGGCCUUAAAGUUAUCUUGCCACUACAAGCCUUGAGGAUCAUUAGGGCUGAAUUUCUACUCGCCAAUGGCUAAUAUAGAAUGGACGUUUUGAGCUCUUGUUAUGUAUUAGAAUUUUCAGAAAAACCACAACCAUCUUUCCUGGGGUUCUGAAGGGAAUUCUUUAGUUACAUAGACUGAAAAGAGACCUGUGUCCAUCAAGUUCAGCCUUCCUAUCAUCUUUUUUUGUUGUUGUUCCAAAAGAAGGCAAAAAAAAGUUUGACGCACUUCCAAUUUUGGGCCAAAACUAGGGCAAAAAAUCAUUCUUGACCCCAGAAUGGCAGUCAGAUUUAUCCUUGGAUCAAGUAGCUAUUACCCUACAGUUGAAAAUUUAUAUAAUUGAAUAUUAUGUUUUUGCAAGUAAGAAUCUAGUUGCUGUUUAAACAUCUGUACAGACUCUGAUAAAACCACUUCUUCAUGCAGAGAAUUCCAUAUCCUUAUUGUUAUUACAGUAAAAAAACGUUUUCCUUAAACUAAAUUCACUUUCUUCCAGUCUAAACGCAUGACUGUGUGUCUUAUGUGUAGCCCUGUUUGUAAAUAGAUUUCACACAAUAGCUUGUAUUGGCCCGGGUUAUAUUUUUAUAAUGUUAUCAUAUCCCCCCUGAGGAAAUGUUUCUUUCUAAACUAAAGAGGUUUAAAUUUGUUAACCUUUCUUCAUAGCUAAAAAUUGCACAGCAUAUUCAAGAUCUGUGUUAUCAGUGAUUUAUAGAGAUGCAAAAUUAUAUUCUAAUCCCGAGAAUGAAUGCCGUUUUUCAUUCAUGACAAUUUCUUACUGGCCUUAACCAUUGCUGAUUGACAUUGCACAUUGUUGCAUAGUUUGUUGUCUAUAACAAUAUGUAAAUCCUUAUCGUGUUUUGUUAUCCCUAAUUUGCUUCCAUUUAGGGUGUAAGUUGUUUGUGCAUACUUUACGCCGAAGUGCAUAACUUUGCAUUUUUCUACAAUAAAUUAAAUCUGCCAUUUGAGUGCCCAGUCCCCAUGUCUAUCUAAAUUCCUCUGUAGCAAAGUAAUAUCUUGCUCACAUUUGUAUCACUUUACAGAGUUUUGUGUCGUAUGCAAACACUGAAACUUGACUUUCAAUGCUUUUUCAAGAUCAUUUUAAAACAUGUUAAAUAGAAGAGGUCCCAGAACAGAACCCCGAAGGACACCACUUACCACCUCUGUCCAGGUUGAAAAUUUACCAUUAAUGACUACUCUCUUUAUUUUUAAUGCAAUGUUCUACCCAAGAACACGAAUUCUCAUCUAGACCAAUUUCUUAAAAUUGAGUUUGAACACUAAUCUUUUGUGUAAAACUGUAUCAAACGCCUUGGCAAAAACCAAGUAGAUCACAUCCACUGCUACACCCUGAUCUAUGCUUCUACAUACUUUGUAGAAUGCAAUUUAGUUAGUUUGACACGACACAUGCUUUAUAAAAGCAUGCAGAUUUUUGCUGAUAACCACGUUCUUAAUGAAUUAUUGAAUAUUAUCCCUUAACCUUUCAAAUAUUUUCUCCGCCACAGAGGUUAAGUUCACAGGCCUAUAAUUUCCAGGCAUUGAUUUUGAACCCUUUUUGAAUAAUGGAACCACAUCUGCCUUCCUCCACUCUGCUGGUAUAAUUCUUGAAAGAAACUAAUCUUGAAAGAUUAAAUACAGAGGUUCAUUUGUUUCCACACUUGGUUCCUUAAGUACUCAUGGGUGAAUACUGUCAGGCCCUGGAGCUUUGUUUAUAUUAACUUUCUUUAGUUACUGCAGCACCUUGUCUUGAGUCACCCAAUUACAAUUUUUUUUUUUUCUGCAAGUUUUUUGCAGCAAUCAUUUGCAUAUAUAUAGCGCCAUAGGUUCUUCCUUAAUAUAUACGGAGGAGAAAUAGUUAUUUAAAAUGUCUGCCUUUUGUGAUCUUCAUUAACUAACAAACCCAUCCUGGUUUUGAGAUUACCUACACGUUCAUUUUUUUUUUUUUUUUAAUUUAUGUACUUAAAAAAUGCUUUGGGGUUGGUUUUGCUCUCAUUGGCUAUCACUUUCUCAUUUUGUAGCUUAGCAAAUCUAAUUGCCUUUUUGCACGCAUUAUUGGCUUCCUUAUAUCUUUGAUUUGUCCGAUUUUUAAAGGCUUUAAAUGCUCUUUUCUUAUUUUUAAUUUCUUGAUGCACUUUCCCUUUUAAGUCACAUUGGUUUCAACGUGUUUCUUUUAUAUUUAUUACCCAAUGGUACAUACUGAGAAAAUGUAACUCUUCUAAUAUUUGUUUGCAGAUAUUCCAUUUAUUCUCAGUGUUGGUCACCUAAUGGCGCUGGAUGUCCUUGCGCUUUUGUAUGAGGACGUCCAGCUUCACCAGAAUCCCCAUAGGAAAUCAUUGAACAACGCUUCCCUAUGGGGAAAUCCUAAUGUGAGCGUAGCCUUGGCCACGCACGCACAUGGGGUAUCUCCCGCCAGCUGACGUCGGCGGGGGAGGAGUAUGGGUGGAGCUUUGCCAGUGUUGAGUGCACCACGUGGGGAUGGGAGGAGGGUGUGGAGGCACCUAGACAGAGGGGGGAACUAUAGUGUCAGGAAAAAAGUUUGGUUUCCUGUCACUAUGGUUUCCCUUUAAGGGAGCGUUUGCCAGUUUUUUUUUUCAGGUAUAUUGUCUCCUGUCCUCCUCCUUCUGAUACUGGAAACAUGGCCUUAAUGACCGCAACAACCAUUUUUGCUAGUACUCGUUUGUUCUAGUUUUUCUAUAUAUAUAUGUGGGUGAGACCUUUUUAGAGUGUCUUCUUACAUUUUUUUCCAUGCACCUCUUGUGUCAGUUUUGCAAAUGGCUCCUGUGAAGUGGUCCAGGGAGAGUUAGGUUUAAUUUAAGUACCCCAUGUAGGUUACCAUGGACUACAGGUCAGCAAAACUGCUGCUUUAUUCCUCUGGAAAUAUUUUGUGUAGGAGCCUCUAAGAAUUUUAUUUAUUUUAUUUAUAGAUGUGCAAGUGAAAGUGUGCAUAAAGAAUUCAAGAAAGCAGUUGGAGCCUGUCGAGUUUAUUUUCAUGCAGAGACCAAUCAGUUAAUGAUAUUGGUGAGUAUAUUUCAUAAAUGUAUGUAUAUAUUCUCCUCUCUCCCUUAUAUUAUAGUAGUUUGUUUCUAUAUAUGUAUAAAAACGGUUUUGGAGCCAACCUGAUGAUAAAAAUAUAUUACUGGAUUGAAUUGCAGCUAAGUUUACAAAAAGGUCCAAGUUGCAUUGUAAAACCCAAAAAAGCCAGAUUAUAACACUUGUAAUGGUUUACGUUAAUGAUGAAUGUAAAAUACUUUGUGAUUGUUAAAGAAACAAACAUGUAUUCCUGAAACUAGUGUUAAAAACAUAACUUAGGUGGCUGCCCCUCUUGCCGCCUUAAAAAGGGGUUAAAUUGUUUUUAUUCCAGCGUGAGGAUCCCUGAUUUGCCCAGAGAGUUGAUGACCUCAGUCAAUCCCAUAGGAAAUCACUGGGAGGCUAUUGUGCAUGUGUGGAAUGCAGUGCUACACCAAUCCGCAUCUCCUCAUUGAAAUGCAUCAAAUUAAUGCAUUUCUGUGGGGAAAGUUCAGCGCCUCCAAGCACUCUACAUUGUUCAGCACCGGUCCAGGAAGAACCUCUAGUGGCCGUCUGACCGCCACUGGAGGUAUCACUUGGCAGUCAUUUAAACACUACCUUUUCUCUGAAGAGGCAAUGUCUACAUUAAAAUGCCUGCAGGGACUCCCUAUACACCAGAACAACUACAGUAAUAGUGUCCCUUUAAAUAUUACAAGUGGAUGUCAACUCAUAUAUAAUAAAAUUCCUGCUGAUUGCAGUUGUUGUCUGCUCACAUCUUUAAGAUGUGAAUCUAAAUUGGCCAUAUUGAAACUAUUCAGUAAAGAAACUCUUCCCAUCCCUAGCUGAACAAUGGUUUGUGUAUCCUUUAAAUGUGCCUUUUCUCUCCAUGGCUAUGACUAUCUCUGUAUAGCUGUAGCUUUACCAACUUUAUUUUCUGCCUUUUAAUGGGUACUAUAAACACUAUAAGCCUUCCACAAUGACGCUGUAGUGGUCAUUAAACAAGGAGGUCCCUGGCACCACCCGACAGCAAACUUUUAAACAGUUUACAGUGGUUUGACACAUGGCUCUGACAAACACCUGCACAGUUUCCAGUUUGAACUGAUACACUAAAGGUAAAAUUCAUACUUCUGCAUUCUCAUACCAGUUCAUAUCAAGUUUGGACAUUAUUAGUUGGCUGAGAGCAUCAGCUGACUGCUUUUGACAGUUUACCAUGUGCCAAACUAAGUCAUGAUCUUUUAUUUUUCUUUUACCCUCCCAAGUCUGCAAGUGAAGCAACUGUGAAGAGAGUUAAUAUACUGAGUGACAUGCACUUGCGCAGCAUUCGAACUAAACUGAUGCUCAUGUCGAGGAAUGAAGAGGCCACCAAACAUUUAGAAGUGAGUUUACUUACCAAUUAUUUCUUCAAUGCAUGCCCUGCAACUGAUUUAGCUAAUAUAAGCUUUUGGUAGUAUCCUGCUAAUCUUUGGAGAAAACUUUAUGUAUCAUGCCUCUGUGUAUAGAUUAUUUUUUCAUGUCUGUUAGAUGCGCACUGUUUUUAAUCGCAAAACAUCUAGCCUUGUGAGUGUUUUGGGGAUUAAGACCAUUAUGAGGCACACAUUUUAUGUGCUUAUUAAAUAAAAUGUUUGAGGCAGGAGGUAACAUUGUACUCCAUGUGCACCAAUGUAAAUGUUCCUGUAUAGCAACACUUCAAAUCAGCCAUCAUUACUCUGUUCUGCUGGGGACACUGAUAAUUCCAGAGUUAUUGAGCAUUGGUUUGAUAAUUUUCCUGCUAUAUUAUGUAAUUAAAAGCCUAUUUCGAUGCAGCAUUGCUUUUGGAACAUUUUAUUGUAUGUGCUUAUCACCAACCUAGUAACAGUUACCCUCUGAAUUUUUCCAUUGAUUUUUCUUUUCAUUCUUCAAGUGUACAAAGCAGCUUGCAGCAGCAUUUCAUGAGGAAUUUGUUGUUCGAGAAGAUUUAAUGGGUCUGGCUAUUGGGACUCAUGGGAACAACAUUCAGCAAGCCAGGAAGGUACCAGGUAUUACAGCUAUUGAGUUGGAAGAAGACAGUGGUACUUUUCGAAUCUACGGUGAGGUGAGUCUAUUUUCUUCCACAAGGUUUAUAAAUACAGUGGUGUGGUUUUAUUUUAAUUAUUUUUAUUUUUUUAUAUAAUUCUUUAUUUUUGUGGUGCAUAGAUAUACAUAUAGGUUUGUACUGACCUAAUAGUUAAGGCAUAUAUGACAAGAAAACAUUACUGUUUAUGUCAAGGAGUAUUGCACUCAUUUUUGUAAAAGUAUGACCAGCAAUAUGAAUAUGAUCAUCCUGCCUUAUAACUAAAACAUUAAUGGGGAAACUUGCUUGAGAAGAUGAUUAGUAGGAAAGUGUAGGUGAUAAACUAGUGAGAGGAAACGGGAACAGAAUGUCAGUUAAGAUUAUGAAACAGACAAAAGAUAAACACGCUUAAGUAACUGACACAUUGCAUAUGAAGAGGUACCACUGUACAAUAGACUAUACAAGAGCUGUCGGCAUAUAGCAAGCCAUGUGGUAUUGGUACCUAGCCCAGCCUAUGCCGGACAUAUAAUGCAUGAAGACCCAGAGAAAGAUCACAGGUGUCCAACUGAACUGUACCCUUCCAGCUACAGACCGCUGUACCAUAUGUGUGAGCGGUGUUUCAGGGAUUGUCCCUGGCAGGUAAUGGCACAUUUUCGUAGCAUGGUGGAUAGGGGCAUUCUGAGGGUCUGAACGGUGUAUCAGGGGGUGUCUCAUGGUGUAUCUUUGUCCAGGCAGUGUCCUCACAGUCGGCACUGCGUCAGGGUCUUGCCCAGUGUGUCUCAGCUUGGUCUUGCUUUGCAGUGUGUCUUGUUGGGGCAAAGCCGCAGUAGUAGACCUCUCCGUCCAUCAGUGAGUCCAUUCAGGUCAAGUAAUAGUGUGGGAGGCCAUUCGAGUCCAGAAAUCCCAGCACAGCUUGUUAAACCUGCAGUCAAUUCUAUGCACCCAGUUCUGGGUCCACUGGAUGAAGUGGAGGAAGCAAUGCUUCUGCCAUCUUGGAUUUGCCACAUGGUCACAGUAACUGUGGAGCACUAUUUGUUCACUGUAGAGUACUAAGUAUGCCCAGGGGGGACCGGGGGUUGAUGGGGCAUCUGUAGGUUCACUGCAGGAUGUGCUGCUCCAAGCAGGAGAUCUGAAGUCUCUCCCAGCUGAUGAGGCAGAAUAGAUUUGCAGGAGCAAUAAUUUCAGAACUUUCCAUGUCCCCUUUAGUCAGGAUGUCUGCUGUGCUUAACUCAGAACCAUUUGCUGUGAGAAAAGUGCAAUUUUAGCUGGAUUAAGGCUUUUAUAUGCAGGAGCUAUUGGAAAACACGUCUGGCCAGCAUGAAAGUUAGGCCCCGACCCCAUAAAUACAGUACUUUGAAGUACUUUUUGUGUAUCUGGUUAUUUGUUAAUUAAGAUUUAUAGCUCAUAUACAAAUCUGUAUUUCACAAGAAUGAUUUCCUCCACUAUUAUACAGGCAAAACGUUCAUAUGUUCUUAUAUAAACGGCCAAAACUCCCAUCACCUAACAAACUGAGAUGAAGAUAAAAUACUGAGAGCGAGAUAGAUAUGUACGAAUAGAUGAAAUGGUUCAAUAGGGACAGGCUGCUAUAAUGACCGCUCAUUACAAAUUACCUCUCUCUCUGUUGAAAUUAGCUGGAAUUGAACCUCUGCCUAUAAUAGCUAAGUAAAUCACUGUGUGAAAUAGAUACAAAUUGGCAAGAUUAUAUUUAAUAUUUGUAUUGUAUACCACCCUGAUAGAUGUAUUACAAUUGUUGUUUUUAGCAACUAGUUAAGAUUGACUAAAGCUAUGUUAAUAUACAGGAGUUUUUGUUAACCUUAACUAUGUUUAGAUGGUCAUCCAAUUAAUUCUUUCAACUGGGUGUUUUUGUUUUUUAUUGGUCUCAAUUAUGGAAAGUUGAGAGAUUUAGUUUAUUUUUGUUCCUUCAUAUUGCUGUAUAAUAUGUAGGAAAAGUGUGAUUUAUUAUGUUAAUAAGAAGAGUACUCAUUGUGUGAUUCAGAUUUGAACGAUCAUCAAUACUGCUUGAUUAACCUUCAGGCUGUGUGUGAUGGUUUCCAGUCUCUCAAAUGGCAUGCCUUGGCUAUCAGCUAAGGCAUAUUAUUACUGUGGUCACAAUUACUCUGCCUAGGUGCAAAUCUACUCAACUGUUAUCUAUUGGGGUUAGUGUUAGAAAUCGCAUCAAAGAUUGACACUGGUUAGUAUGGUGACAGUUUUCUGGUAAGCAUGUAAUCAGGCACAUCUAAAGUAUAGCAUGUCUUCAAUGUGAUUUAUGUACAUGGGAGAAGCAGAAAAAUACAAAUUUGGGACACAAAAUGCCUGUGAUAUUACUACCAUAACUACCUUGGUCACAAAUGCGUAAAAUCUCAAAAGAGCACUUGUCCUUACUUGAUUAAUGUUCAUGUGUUUGUGUGGUGGUUUUUUAUUUUAUUUUUAACUUGUUUUAUCUGGUUACAGAUGUUCACGUGUGUGUGUAUAGGUGUAUAUGUAUAUAUGUGUGUGUAUAUAUAUGUGUGUGUGUGUAUGUGUAUAUAUUUAUUUAUUUUUGUUUUUCCUAUGUAGAGUGCUGAAGCGGUCAGGAAGGCAAGGAGUUACUUAGAAUUUGUGGAAGAUUUCAUUCAGGUUCCCAGAAAUCUUGUCGGUAAGGCUACAUUAUUAAUUUUGAAUCAUCUUUUGUAUUGAAUGCUCUUUAAAUUGGAUUAGAACUUCAAAUCUGUGAGUGAAAUUUUACUGAACAUAAUGGUCUCUUUCACUGUAGGAAAAGUCAUUGGCAAAAAUGGAAAAGUGAUUCAAGAGAUUGUGGAUAAAUCUGGAGUGGUUAGGGUGCGGAUUGAAGGAGACAAUGAAACAAAAUUACCCAGAGAAGAUGUAAGUUUACAUAUCCUGCCCCAAAUAUGGUAUUUGCUUUUUAAUAGUUAUGGGACCUGCAUCUUUGUAAGUGUUCAUGGUCUCAUUAUUAAGUGAAAAUGGAAAAACAAAAAUCAGUCCAUGCUAGAUUGCGGUCAUUUCUCUUUUUAACAUAUAUUUUAUAAAUCACAUUCCAGAGACAUGUAUAUUUUUAAACUGUCAGCUGACAAGUGGACCUUUAAAUAUAUAGCACUUUUAUGUAGAGUUGUACUUAUGCCAAGGUGAAAAUGGAAUAGAAUCUAGCAAAAAAAAGUGCUCAAGGAUCUGUCCAUAGUCAAGUGAAUUGUUUGUCUGAAAAGUCAGUUGACCAAUCGGCUGCACCCCUGCCCGUGCUUUCUGUAACUCCGAUUCAGAAGCCGGAUGCGGCCUGGGGGACCUGGAGAUCAGUGCUGGAGGAAAACCUUUGGGUUUAAACCGUUCAAGAACAGCUUAACCCCUAAAGGUAAGAGAGCACUCAGGUGCCUCCUGGCACAAUAACAUUUAGAUGAAGUUAUUAUGGUGACCAGAGUGUUACUAAAGACAUAUUAAUAUAUCUGAAACACAAUCUUGGAUGUUUUGGUUAUGAAAUUUGUUUUUCUCUUAUCUUCUGUCCUUUCAGGGUAUGGUUCCUUUUGUUUUUGUUGGCACCAAGGAGAGUAUUGGAAAUGUUCAAGUUCUUCUAGAAUACCACAUUGCAUACCUGAAAGUGAGUUACAAACAACUUGGGUUCAUAAUCUUGGUGGUAGAAAUUGUGUUAAUAAAGAAUAUAACAAGUUUUUCUCCCUUCACCCCCCAUCCCCCUUAAAAUUAGGAGGUAGAACAGCUUAGAAUGGAGAGACUCCAGAUUGAUGAGCAACUUCGUCAAAUUGGUAUGGGUUUUAGACCAUCAUCAAGUCGAGGAACCGAAAAGGAAAAGGGCUAUGCCACUGAUGAAAGUACAGCUUCCUCUGUACGCGGAAGUAGAUCAUACAGUGGGAGGGGCCGGGGUCGGCGUGGUCCAAACUAUACAUCUGGUUACGGUAUGUCUAAUUUGAUUCGGUAAUUAUAAAACUUGUGACACUUGAUUUUCAACAAAAAUAAACUAUUACUUUCAUAAACUAAUUUACAUACUAUUGUCAUAAACAAGGAUCUCACAAAUGUAACUUUUACUUAAGGUACAAACUCUGAACUUUCAAAUCCUUCUGAAACUGAAUCGGAACGAAAAGACGAACUAAGUGACUGGUCACUGGCUGGAGAAGAUGACCGUGAAAAUAGGCAACAGCGAGACAGUCGAAGGCGUCCUAGCGGAAGAGGGCGUAGUGGGUCUGCUGGUCGCGGCAGAGGUGGAUCAAGGGGUGGAAAAUCUUCAAUCAGCUCUGGUACAAAUGUUUUUCCUUUAUUUGGUUUUUAGUUAACUUUGUUGUUUUUUAAUUUUUUUUUUUCUUUCUUAAUUGUGGCAUUCAUUUGAUAUCACCCAUAAAUAAUGUAGAGAGCGAGAGUGUUAAGAUACAUUGUGUCAAUCGUAUUACGUAAUACGUAUUGCCAUGGGUGGAAUGUUCUCAAAAUUUUACAGAUCACUUCAAUAUAGUGAUCUAGUGUAAGUGCAGCUGUAACAAAGGAUAUGUUAGCAAUUUAUCCAUUCAGAAUGCAAGCAGGACAGAUACCUCUAUUUGUAAAGCUAAUACAAGACACCUGCAAGUGCAAAGUAGGAGAAUUCCGUUUACAUACUAUUAGAUGUUAGGGAAUUUCAAACUUAAGAGGCUGCAGUAAAAGAUUUGAGAUUGUGUAAGUGGUAUUAGCAGGGGCAAACAUGUCUACUAUGUGAACAGUAGGUACUUUGCAAAUUAUGAGCUUGGUUUGUUCAAUUUGGGUAUGGGUAUUGAAGAGUUAUGUGAUCCAUGAAUGAGAACUGGCUUCAGGUGGAGAACCAUUUGUGCAAGACAUUUCUGGGAAGAAAGAUGUAACAUUUCAAAAUGUUGCGCAACUAUUUAAUCUUUUUAUUAUGUAAGCAACAUUUUCCCUAUAAAAGGCAUUAUAGACAAAUGUUUAGAGAGAGGGCAGCAUAGAUUCAAGCAAUUCAUGUAUAGAUUGUACAAGAAAGGAUAGAUGAGUUUGUCCUUAAAGGACCACUCUAGGCACCCAGACCACUUCAGCUUAAUGAAGUGGUCUGGGUGCCAGGUCCUUCUAGGGGUUAACCCAUUGUUUUAUAAACAUAGCAGUUUCAGAGAAACUGCUAUGUUUAUCAAUGGGUUAAGCCUUCCCCCAAAGCCUCUAGCGGCUGUCUCAUUGACAGCCGCUAGAGGCGCUUGCAUGAUUCUCACUGUGAAAAUCACAGUGAGAGCAUGCAAGCGUCCAUCGGAAAGCAUUAUGAAUGCUUUCCUAUGCGACUGGCUGCGCGCGCAGCUCUUGCCGUGCGUGCGCAUUCAGCCGACGGGGUGGAUCGGAGGAGAAGAGGAGGCAGAGAGCUCCCCGCCCAGCGCUGGAAAAGGUACGUUUUUAACCCUUUUCCCCCUUCCAGAGCCGGGCGGUAGGGGGACCCUGAGGGUGGGGGCACCCUCAGGGCACUAUAGUGCCAGGAAAACUAGUAUGUUUUCCUGGCACUAUAGUGGUCCUUUAACCUUUUUUUAAAACAUCAAGCAUCACAAUCUCUACAUGGCGAUGUAAGGGAUAUGGUGCCAGGAGUGCCUUAUGCCUUCUAACUAUUCAAGCUGUUUUGCGAAUCACAAAAAAAUGCAGUAUUGUACUUUGUACGUCUUUGUUUAAAAUGCUUUUUGCAGUGGAAACAUCAUAAGCCAACAUGUCUACGUACUGUUAUUCUUAUUCUUAAUUCAAUUUUACAGUGCUUAAAGAUCCAGACAGUAACCCGUACAGCUUGCUUGAUAACACAGAGUCUGAUCAGACAGCCGACACAGACGCAAGCGAGUCUCACCAUAGCACCAAUCGUCGUAGGCGAUCCCGCAGGAGGAGGACUGAUGAGGAUGCUUCUUUAAUGGAUGGAAUGACUGAAUCUGACAAUGCAUCUGUUAAUGAAAAUGGCUUAGGUACUGCAGCAUGUCUUUAUUUUUGGAAUAUUUAGUGAGUUGUAAAAAAAUGUGUUUAAAUGGAAAUAUAAAGUCAGUAUAGACUUUUACUGAUCAACUACAAAUACCCUAGAGGGUUAUUGUUAAGCUGUUUUAGACUUUUUCUCUUCAUGCUAAACUAACUCAAAUGGCAUAUUGAGUACAGUGGAAAACAUUUCCUACAAAAGAAGUGGUACUAGAGGUUUGUUGUCACUUUUAGAGAGCCAUAUAUACCGCCGCCUCCUCAUUAUCUCUGCUGCUAUUGGUGAUAUUUUUAAUGGUUUUGGGAAUGGAGGCAUUGAUUGCUCAGUACUCUAAGAACUAUCGUUUUAAUAGCAAACUGCUUGUUCAACCCCAUUUUUAUUUUAUUUGUUUUCAGUGUUUGUGAUCAUUAUGCUUAAAGUAAUUUUAAAGAGAUUUUGGUUCAUAAUUUCAUAUUAUUGUUUAAUAGAUACUCUAGCACACUUUUUGACACAUUUGCCUUCAUAAACAAAACGCGUGUUUUCUCUGAGAUUAGUUAAAAUUUUGAUACACUUUACUGUUGCAGAUGAUAGUGAACAAAAACCCCAGCGACGCAAUCGUAGCCGCAGGCGUCGCUUCAGGGGUCAGGCAGAAGAUAGACAGCCAGGUAACUAAAGUGGGUGGAGCUAAUGGGAAUCCUAAAACAUGCAUGAUAAUGCACUGCUUUUAAAUCCAGAUUUUUGCAGUUCUAUAUUGAUAGGAAAGUUAACGUUUCUUUUAUUUUUAAUUGCAAUAAAGUACACUUGAAAGUGCUGCCUUUUUGAUGGCUUAAGUACUAAAAUCGAAUUUCUAAUUACUCUGAUGGAAUGAUAUUAAUUUACUGUGAUUUUGUAAUACUACUUAUGUGUGGGCUAUUUUGUUUUUCUUUGAAGUUCAAACUGACCAGAUACUAAUAUAUUUGAGAUGUAGUAUGUUCUUCUCAAUUUUGUGCAUUGAAUAUAGAAUUGAGAUUUGAAACACAGUUUGUCUUUUGAUUGCACUGUCUGAUGUUUCUUUAACUGAUUUAUCAUGCACCUAAUUUGCUUUUGGAUUUAUAUAGAUUAGUAUAUGCAUCAUAUUCACAACUUAUGUAAAUAUUGAAUUUAACUAUUGGAAUUGUUCCUUGGCAAGAAAACAAAAAUGUUUACGGAAAAUGACAUGUCCAACUCUCUCCUGUGAUAGUAACUGUGGCAGACUAUAUCUCAAGAGCUGAAUCUCAGAGCAGACAGAGAAACCUACCUAAAGAGACACUGGCUAAAGGCAAGAAGGAAAAGGUAAGAUGGAAAAUAAAUAGGUGUAAAUGGCACGACUACCAAAUAUAUCAUUUUAUUAUAAAUGUAAAUUAUUUUACUGCUCAAGGGAGGAACUGGGUUUUAAAUAUAAACUGUACUUUGCGUAUUAUUCUGCUUCCAAAUACUGUUGGGAAUUUAAUUCAUGAACAAUGACCAAAACUUAACAGAUGAAGAUUUUUUUUGACUGGCCCUUCUGCAAACAUUUUGGGGAAAAUAAAACUGAAAAUAGCAAAUUCUCUAAAUUAACCUAUACAUUUAAAAGAAGGGUGUGUUGGUUGAUUUUCAAAAGAAAUGAAGGUGCUUUUCCUCAGUCUUGAGGAACUGUUGAUGAACUAGCAUGCUCACAUCAUGAAAUCGUAGCUGAAUAUUUAUUUUCUCUUGCUUAUAAUGCAACAGGCAGAACUGCUACUUACUAGAUGCUGUAAGAGCUCUGUGUAGGAGCAGGUUUUCAGUUAAUGUAAUGAGAGCGAGAAUGAAUAUAUAUAUUUCUAUAACUCUGCAAAAUGGUAGCUCCACUCCAGGGUCGUCUUAUGGUUUGUAAAGUAAAAGAGGUGUUUUGUUUUUUUGUUUGGUUUUUUUUGAGCUUUUAAAACAAAAUCAGCAUUUCGGUUUCCUUACAAAACUUUCAUCAGGACAAAACAUUGCAAAAGAAACCAGUGUAUUUAUGCCUUUAAAAAUUUAAACGCAAUAGUCACCCCGCCCCCAUGGUGUGCUGCCUAUAAUGAUAAAUCGCCAAAAUUACAAUUUUUUUUUUCAGAUAUUAAAAACUGACCACAAGACGACCCUGGAGGGCUGUCACUUUUAUGAACAGAUAUAUAUAUCGCCAAUUAUAUGUUUUCAAUUUCCUGCUGUUAUAUCAUUUCAGGUGAAAGAUGUAAUUGAAGAACUUGGAUCUUCUGAAAAGGUCAUAAAUGGCCCAAGAAGUUCCUCAGGCGACAAUGCUUCAAAGUCCCAGACCACAGCCCAAGAAAGAAACACUGCAAGCUGUCAAGAUGGAAGUAACAAAGAAGCCAUACUGAAUGGGGUGUCCUAAAUGGAAGUUCCUAGUUUACAGUUCCUUUACAUUACAUUUUACAAUAGUGCUUGUACAAGCUUGCCAAAGAUAGAUUAAGGAUCGCCAGUCUUUACACCACACUUUCCGUUCCUCCAUUUGGAAUAAAGAAAGGGGAGGGAUCCUGACACACGUUAAAUAUGAGUUGAUACCUACUGUGUUCUAAAUACAUCAUCAGAUGUGCCUUGAGAUAGUAUACGAAACAUUAAAAAAAAAAGUUUAAAAAAAAAAAAUGGAAAAAAAGUGCUGGCUAUAGGAAACCUUUUUUUUUUUUUUCUCUCAAAUAUGGCAUUGACAGGGGGUGGGGGGGGGGGGGAGGGAAUCCUGCAUAAUAUUCGUUCUAAAAGCAUUAGUUGCUUUUGUUACAUUUCUAAUAUGCAACCACUUCUUCACCAGAGGAAAACUAGAAAAAAUGCAGUCUGAAAUAUUUUGCACUGAAUUGUAACUUCUCCAUUGGUUAGGUCUGGAAACUGUUUUGUUUGUUUUUGUUUUUUUUUAGUAAACACAUUGUGUGGAGGAAACUGCAGACCACUGGAACACAGACAAAUGUUAAUCUGCAGAGAUACUGGCAGUGACUGUUCUACAUUGGAGCUUUGUUUGGUUUAUUUAUUAAACUGUACAGUAUUUAAAAAUCAAACUUGGCUAUAAACACUAAACCGAACUUAGUCAUGUCCACAAAAGGCAUAAUCCUAACUACUGAAAGAUCAAUUUCCAGAAUGUUUAUUCUGUAUAAACUGCAUAUGUUAGUCCUUAGUAUGGUAUUUUUAUUUUUGUUUUGGUUGUUUGAUGUGCAAUAUGUUUUUGUAUGCAGGUAGUAAAAAACAAAAAAAAAAACAAAACAAAAAGCAAACAAAAAUAAACUUUGAUCUUCCAUUUUUGAUUAUCAGCCUAGUUUCCUGUGGGGAGUUAUGAAGAAUUCUUAACCACUCCAUUGUUUUCAUCUUUGGCAGAGGAGAGGUUAAUAAUGCGUGCACCUGUGUCAUAGGUUAAUUCCAAUGGGGAUAAUUCACCCAACCUAUAUUAAUUAAGGGAAUAUGGACUGGGGGUGGGGCCGGGAGGAGGGGUAUAUAUCUUUGUACUAUAUGAAAUUUACUUUACAUUUCAGUAUCACGUCUUUUAAAACUUUAUUUGAACCUGCUGAUUUUGGCAAAAAAUGUGUUGGGUGCUGAAGGUCAUAACUGGACAGAAAUACAUAAAAUAAACAUCUUUCCAGCACAUAUCUUUCAAGCAUAUCUUGUCUGCUUCUUUUUCUUCAUCUUUAUUUUUGUUCUGUCAUGUGACUAUUUUACUCUUCCUUUGCCUUGUUUUUCUUGUUAGUUUAGCUGUGUUUAUCAUAUUGCAAAAACAGAAGGAUUGUACGAAAGGCAUAGUUUCGACUAUUUUAUGUUUUUCAACUAAAUGAUCUUGAUUAAUAUUCUGAAACAAUACACAGGUGGCUGUUCAGAUUAAUUUACAAAUGAGAUACUCUCUUUCCAAGGUCUUUUUAAUGUUUACUUAUCCCUACAUAUGUACUUUUAAGCUGUGAAAAUAAAAUUAAAUGUAGAAUACAUACCUCUUUACCCUGGCAAAUGGGCGCCACCAUCUUGGCACCCAGUCAUUCAUUGAUAAGAUCUUUCCUGCACCUUGCGUUCUGCAUAGAGAGAACUUAAAAAGAGAAAUGUAAACCUUUUUUGUUUUUCCUUUUCAUUUGAUAUGUUCGAACUGGCGUGGCUUUGUCUGUACUAGAUUAUGAUGUAAUUUCUAACUCUUUAAGAUGAAUUUAAAAGUAAAUAGAGCAUCUCACCAGAUACAGUUAAACAAGUUAUUGGUGAUUUUUAUUUUUUUGAAAUGGUGGAAAUCCCAGAGAAGUGACCAUUUAAAAAGAAAAAUUAAAAAAAAUAAAAUAAAUAUAUAUAUAUAUAUAUAUAUAUAUAUAUAUAAUAUAUACACACACACUUUAUAAUCAAUUCCUUUUCUGCACCACUGAUUUAAUCAUCUGAGUACCUGGUAGGUACAUACUAUCAUUUGCUUUUAAAGCUUGUGGGGUUUUGAGUGCAUCGGUUUGUUUAAAUAUGCUAUACUGCAGGCCAAAAGAGGCCUUAAUACAUUUAAAUAUUUGAACUUCAUAUUGUAAAACUCCUGAGACAACAAAUUUUGUUGUAUGAUUUUUCACAAUAUUUGUGUCAUUCCUUUUUGUGAGUCUUGCUUUAGCAAGGUGUGUUCUAAGCAAUAAAAAGUCCUCCUGUGUUACUUUUA
This is a messenger RNA of Pelobates cultripes (western spadefoot toad), 33131 nucleotides long. Lineage: Eukaryota; Metazoa; Chordata; Amphibia; Anura; Pelobatidae. The record is from the annotation of a GenBank genome assembly.